UUUGGGAUUGUUAUUGGUGAAUCUGUAGCCAUAUUUUGAUUAUUGUUUCCUUAUUAAUGUCAUUUGGAGCCAAAUUGCAAAAUUUGGAUUUGAUUGAAGGCCUGAGAUCUGAUCACCAAGAAAUAUCAAAUUGUUUCUUUUUACUGUUAAUGGGAUCAAAAAGAUUCAAUCUUUAUACUGCGUUUCAUAGAAGAGAGGUGGUAAUAAGGACCUGAAGAUUAAUAGGACUAGUUGUUUUUGAUGGGGAAUACAUGUGUAGGACCAAAUCUAGGCAAUAAGGGAUUCUUAAAUAGUGUUACUGCUGCGAUAUGGCGUUCCCGGCCACCAGAGGACAGGUUGCCUCCUCCUAAAGGAGGAGAUGGUAGCAAUAAUAAUGGUGACUCAAAUGCGGGUCUGAUUGGUGGAUCAAAAAAAUCUGAGGGUUCUAGAAAAGGAUCAACUGAUGAUCAUCCAUCAAUGCCGGUCCAGAACACCCCACCUGAACCAGUUAAAAUGCUCAAUGAGGCGCCGCCACCACCUAAAGUCAUUGAGCACGAAAGAUCCAUUAAGCCGGAAAUGAGAGAUGUGGGGAUUGGUAAGCCUGGGGAGGAGCAGAAGGAGAAGAAACCUACUCAUGUUAAGAGGGUUUCGAGUAUAGCGCUUCAAAUGGAAUCCGUGUUGGGGAGGAAAACUGGGAAUUUAAAAGAUAUUUAUAGUUUAGGGAGGAAGCUUGGACAAGGGCAAUUUGGGACGACGUUUCUUUGUGUUGAGAAGGCUACUGGAAAAGAGUUUGCUUGCAAAACCAUUGCAAAGAGGAAGUUGACGACACCGGAGGAUGUGGAGGAUGUCAGGAGGGAGAUUCAGAUAAUGCAUCAUUUGGAGGGUCAUCCUAAUGUGAUAAGAAUUGUGGAUGCUUAUGAGGAUGCUGUUGCAGUCCAUGUUGUUAUGGAACUUUGUUCAGGCGGGGAGCUUUUCGACAGAAUUGUUCAGAGGGGACAUUAUACAGAAAAAAAGGCGGCUGAGCUUGCGAGAUUAAUUGUUGGUGUUGUCGAAGCAUGCCAUUCUUUGGGAGUAAUGCACCGGGAUUUGAAGCCUGAGAAUUUUCUGUUUGUCAGUCAGGAAGAGGAUUCGCCACUUAAAACAAUAGACUUUGGCCUCUCAGUGUUUUUCAGGCCAGGUGAAACUUUCACUGACGUAGUUGGCAGCCCCUACUAUGUAGCUCCAGACGUGUUGCGGAAGUUAUACGGUCCAAAAUGUGAUGUUUGGAGUGCUGGAGUGAUCAUCUAUAUUUUGUUAAGUGGGGUACCGCCAUUUUGGGAUGAAUCAGAGCAAGGAAUAUUUGAGCAGGUUUUGAAAGGGGAACUAGACUUUGAAUCAGAACCUUGGCCUAAUAUAUCUGAAAGUGCAAAAGAUCUUGUUCGAAAAAUGCUAGUAAGGGACCCUAAAAAACGGCUGACAGCCCAUGAAGUUCUCUGCCACCCUUGGGUGAAGAUGGAAGGUGUAGCACUUGAUAGACCUCUUGAUCCAGCUGUCCUAAGUCGGUUGAAGAAAUUCUCAGCCAUGAAUAAGCUCAAGAAAAUUGCCAUUCGAGUCAUUGCUGAAAGCCUCUCUGAAGAGGAAAUUGCAGGUCUGAAAGAAAUGUUCAAGAUGAUAGACACAGACAGUAGUGGACAUAUAACUCUUGAGGAACUGAAGACUGGUUUGGAAAAAGUGGGUGCUAAUAUCAAGGAUUCUGAACUUGCUGGCCUAAUGCAAGCUGCUGAUGUUGACAACAGUGGUACCAUAGACUAUGGCGAGUUCAUAGCAGCUAUGCUCCAUCUGAACAAGAUUGUGAAGGAGGAUCAUCUCUAUUCAGCCUUCUCAUACUUUGACAAAGGUGGGAGUGGAUACAUUACUCAAGAUGAGCUCCAACAGGCCUGUGAGCAGUUUGGUUUAGGAGAUGUUCAGUUAGAAGAAAUUAUACGCGAGGUUGACCAGGAUAAUGAUGGGCGCAUCGAUUAUAGUGAAUUUGUGGCAAUGAUGCAAGACACUGGUUUUAGCCAGACAAGAUCACAAAUAACUUAGAUGUAAGAUUCCGACAAGCCUUUAAGCCGUAGGAGUUAAUUUGUAUUUUCUAGGUGUCAUAAGUUAACAGAAUGUGCAGUGCAUACUGUUGUAAAGAGGAAACAGGCUUCAGGAAGGUUACAAGAGUUGAGUAUCCUUCCAGGUUGUAUUUACCACCUUUUAGGUUUCUGUUAAAUGUAUUCAGUUGGAUUAGAUUGCAAUUCCCAAGUUUGAAAACUUUGUUCAUGAUUUACCUUCGUUUUCUUCUGUUGAAUCUUUUUUUUUUU
Messenger RNA from Populus euphratica (Euphrates poplar), 2309 nucleotides. Its product is annotated as calcium-dependent protein kinase 20-like. Gene Ontology annotation, molecular function: calcium ion binding; protein kinase activity; ATP binding. The record is from RefSeq and is a predicted model, not a curated record. NCBI's taxonomy places the organism in Eukaryota, Viridiplantae, Streptophyta, Magnoliopsida, Malpighiales, Salicaceae. Gene Ontology annotation, biological process: protein phosphorylation. The coding region runs from base 241 to 2043 and encodes 600 amino acids. The transcript has 7 exons.